This is a messenger RNA of Meriones unguiculatus (Mongolian gerbil), 651 nucleotides long. RefSeq lists its product as uncharacterized. Lineage: Eukaryota; Metazoa; Chordata; Mammalia; Rodentia; Muridae. Bases 1 to 651 code for a protein of 216 amino acids. The record is from RefSeq and is a predicted model, not a curated record. The transcript is spliced from 4 exons.
AUGCUCAUAAGGGGAUCUGUAAGCUACCAAAACAGAUCAAGGACGGAACCCCCACAGCGUCUAACAAGAGAGUGGGUAGCCCCCCUUUUGCUUCUCCUGCUUGGAAUCCAGGGCAGCUGCACGGUCCUCAGUCUUCAAGCAGGAGGUGGCUCACACUCCACCUCCCGGAAGAGAAACCGGAGUCUCCAGACCCUGAGCUCAAAGGCUCCAAGCGAGAGUGAGGUUCCGACCGUUGAACGCUCGUCUCUUCCCCAGCGCACGGAGCUUCUGAGGAUGCCCCAGUUUUAUUUCCUGGGGCACUCUUCUUCCCCACGUCCUUGUUCAAUAAGACAAGGACGCCAGGGUCCGAAGGGUUUCCAGUUACUAGACGGCGCUCACGCUGCUAGGAAACGUUUUCACACCUCAUGGACUAAGAGGUUGCACAGGCCGGAGGAGCGAAAGUCCACCGCACCAGGUUCGGAGGCACCUCCAGGAAAGCGGUGCAGGAGGGGCGGAACUCGGGAGGUUAGGCACUCCCACAGCCCGCAGGGAAGGAAAGGGAAUGGGUUGCCCUUAGCACCACCACUUGGGUCUCACCGGAUUGGCAACGGCAUCCCUAAGGCCGGCAGACUAAAGAUAGAGAAUCAGCAAUGCCCACGUCCUCCUUACUAG